This is a messenger RNA of Belonocnema kinseyi, 787 nucleotides long. RefSeq lists its product as uncharacterized. The record is from RefSeq and is a predicted model, not a curated record. The transcript is spliced from 4 exons. Bases 117 to 602 code for a protein of 161 amino acids. Lineage: Eukaryota; Metazoa; Arthropoda; Insecta; Hymenoptera; Cynipidae.
UAUAAAACCAGUGCUUCAUCGUAAUAUCAGAUCAAAUAUUGCCAUCGUCCACGAAGGAGAGCAAACAAUCCUGAAAGCCGAGGAUCUUGUGAAGAAAAGUUACGAACUGGAAUAAUAUGGCUGUGGUAAAAACAAAUAUUGUAUCACUUGUAGCGGUGGUAAUAAUUGUAUUUUCGAUGACAAUUCACGGAUUUCCUGAUGUAUUUUCUAAUGUCCUAGGAAAUGGGAGUGCAGCUUUAGCUAAGCUGAUACAAAAAAGCAAUCCUGAAGUAAAGCCAGAAGCUGGCGGAGACGAAAAAGAAAAAUCGGUCACUGAAACUAAAGCAACCGAGGAAAAAGCUGGUGACAAACCACCAGCAAAUGCUGAAUCUGGAAAAAAAUCCGAAGUUCUCAUUGUUGAGACUAAGGUAAACCCAGUGAAAACAACGGACAAACCAGCUGAAAAACCAGUUGCUAAAUCAGAUGAGAAGUCAGCUAAUAAAUCGGAGAAAAAAGCAAAACCGGAAGUUCAUCUUGCUGAGGCUAAGAGUAUCCCUGUGAAAACAGGUGAUAAACCAGAUGAUAAACCGGCUACUAAGUCAAAUGAGAAGCUAGCUAAUUAAUCAGAGAAAGAGGACAACAAAGACGAUUAAAAUCCUAUAGAAUUCAAUCUUAAGAACAAGAAAUCCAUCGGCAAAGAAACAACAAUUUGAAGAAAACUAAAUUACAUUUAGAUAAACUGUGGAGUUAAAUAUUUUGUUUCAAUAGAUUGUGUAAUAAAACAGGAAAAUAAGUUACAGACUGUAAA